AUGCAGUUUUCUACACGAAUCAAUGUGACCCCGUCCGCUAGUUUUACUACAGACGGGGCUAUCUAUUCCAUAGACUACUCGCCAUUCGAAGACAAAUUCAUAACUGCUGGUCGACAGUUGUGUCUUUGGGAUGUUGAAAGAUCAGAAAUCGUUCAGAAUUUUAAAUGGGGAAAUGACGACAUAAUAUUUGCCAAAUAUAGUCCCAAUGAGCCUAAUCUUAUUAUAACAACGCAGUAUGACAACUCGAUAACGUUUUACGAUCUCCGCGUCGGCAACGCGGUGCAAAAAUUAACUUUGAACAUGAGGUCCAACGCUGCGCGGUUCAAUCCCAUGAAGCCCUAUAUGUUUGCUGUAGCCAAUGACGAUAGCAAUGUUUACAGUUUUGAUUUCAGAAACUUCACCAAAGCCAAAACCAUUCAUGCAGGGUUUGUCAACGCCGCUCUCGACGUGGAAUUUUCUCCUCUCGGCACAGAACUUGUGGCAGGCAGUUUCGAUCAAACUGUUCGCAUCUGGAAAGCAGACUCUCCGCGCUCGCGCGAAAUUUAUCAUAACAAGCGUAUGCAAGCUGCGUUCCAGGUUCGAUAUACUCACGAUUCUAAGUAUAUUUUAACAGGUUCCGCAGAUAUGAACGUUAGGCUGUGGAAAAGCGAAGCAAGCAUGCUUGAGCGUAUUCCCUCUGUGCGCGAAAAAAAGAGCUUGCAAUACCGAAACGCGUUGAAAGAAAAAUAUGCGCACAUGCCAGAAAUCAGCAAAAUACUCACUAAACGCCAGCUCCCCAAAUACAUUUACAACCAAACCAAAGUCAGGUAUGUACAUUCUCAAGCUGAAAAGCGCAAAGAAGAGAACCGAAUUAAAAACGACCCUAAGAACGCUGAACGACAGCCUUUGCACAAGAGCAUGAUCAGUAAAGUAGCUUUUGAAGGGCAAAAACGACACGAACUCAAUGAAUUCGCUAACGAAGACGAAGAAGAAGAUUUUAUUGAAGAACCACCUUCAGAUUUCAGCGAUAGUGAUUAA
Molecule: messenger RNA, 1017 nt
Organism: Dermatophagoides pteronyssinus (European house dust mite)
Lineage: Eukaryota; Metazoa; Arthropoda; Arachnida; Sarcoptiformes; Pyroglyphidae
Product: protein SOF1-like
Source: RefSeq, a predicted model, not a curated record